This is a messenger RNA of Artibeus jamaicensis (Jamaican fruit-eating bat), 492 nucleotides long. RefSeq names its product huntingtin interacting protein K (gene HYPK). Bases 58 to 423 code for a protein of 121 amino acids. The record is from RefSeq and is a predicted model, not a curated record. Lineage: Eukaryota; Metazoa; Chordata; Mammalia; Chiroptera; Phyllostomidae. The transcript has 4 exons. Gene Ontology annotation, biological process: negative regulation of apoptotic process; protein stabilization.
GCGCAUUAUCGGAAGUCGUGGGCGGGGCGGGCCUGUGCUGCUGCAGGGUUGGGUGAUAUGGCGACUGAGGGAGACGUGGAGUUGGAGUUGGAGACCGAGACCAGUGGUCCGGAGCGGCCUCCUGAAAAGCCACGAAAGCAUGACAGUGGUGCAGCAGACCUGGAGAGAGUCACCGACUAUGCGGAAGAGAAGGAGAUCCAAAGUUCCAAUCUGGAGACGGCCAUGUCCGUGAUUGGAGACAGACGUUCCCGGGAGCAGAAAGCCAAGCAAGAGCGGGAGAAGGAACUGGCAAAAGUCACCAUCAAGAAGGAAGAUCUGGAGCUCAUAAUGACAGAGAUGGAGAUUUCAAGAGCAGCAGCAGAACGGAGCUUGAGGGAACACAUGGGCAACGUGGUAGAGGCUCUUAUUGCUCUAACCAACUGAUUUGUGCUUUCUUAGACCUGUCUACUGGAUUAAUUUAUUGCAAUAAAGAUGUCUUUUUUUGCAGUUUUA